AUGGCACCACCCGAACUGUCAGGCUCUGCAGCCUCUAGUACGACAGGGACUCCCGCUGGCUAUGGCAGAGCUUGCACUGCAUGUCAAAGAGCUAAAUGCAAGUGUAUCUUGAGACCUUCUGGCCAGGAUUGUGAAAGAUGCCAUCGUCUUGGCAAGCCAUGUCAGCCAAUGGCAACCUCGCGCAAACGGGUUGCGAAAAAGUCAACGUCUUCUAGAACCGCUCAGCUUGAAGAGAAACUUGAAGACCUCGUCACUAUUCUGCGCGCUUCUCAGCCGUCAAAUGGGCAUUUGCACUCCGCAGGUCCCGGUGACUCAAGCCCCUUGAUGAACUCCUCCAACAUGGGUCACCUCACUAGCCGGUUAGAAUCACUAGCAACUGCUGCAGCGUCCUCUUCCUCCUCAGAAAGUUAUCCCCGUCCGUAUCCUGUGCCUCAUAAUUAUGAUUCAAGAAGCACGGCCAAUACCCACCCCAAUACCUCCCCAUCCAGCAUUGGUGAAGAUCCCUCCGCCUCGCUUGAUCCCACCCCAGAAGAGGCCGAAAUGCAUCUGGCAAAAUUCCAACAAUGGCUGAAGAACUUUCCUUGCAUGAUUUUACCACAGGAUGUAACAGCCGCGACUCUCCGGAAGGAGAAGCCAUUCCUGUGGUUAUGUAUUAUGAACAUCACCUCUAUGUGUGUUGAGCAGCAGAUGAAGAUGAAAGAUCAAGUGCGCCAAGAAAUCGCCACGAGAAUUAUCAUAAAUCAUGAGAGAUCUAUGGACUGCCUUCAGGGACUCAUAUGUUACAUUUCAUGGGCUGCCACCACUUCAAGUCCAGGCAGGCCGUUUAUCAUCACAUUUUGCCAAAUGGCUGUCCUACUUGCAUAUGAUCUCGGUCUCACCAAAGCCCCUGUUGAAGAACAGUACUUCACAAUAUGUUUCAAGAUGUGGGGAGGACGGCCCCCUCCACCUCGGCUACGCACUCAAGAAGAAAGGCGAGCUGUUGUGUCACUGUGGUUUUUGACUUCAGUCAUGUCAUCAUUCGUUGGCAAGAUGGAUCCUCUUCAAUGGACACCGCAUAUGAGUGAUUGCCUGGAAGCUCUCGAAAGAGACAAACUAUGGCCGUCUGACGAGCUUCUGGCCGCAUUUGUAAGGUAUCAGCUUGUUGCAGAUGAGGCACAGAAACUGCUUGUUCGAGAUGUCAUGGGCGAGUCAUCUUCAGCGCCCACAUAUGUUUUCAGAAAGAGUUUACUUGCCAAACUCCAAGCAGUCCGAGACGGAUUGCCAGCGAAUAUGCCUAUAACCCCGGUUUUGCAAGCACAUUCGCUCGCGACAGAGAUUCAAAUCAACUCCGUCGGACUCUUUAUGCAAAACAUCCCAGUCAAUCAGCGAAUUGAAAGCAUGUAUUCUUGCCUUCAAGCAAUAAGAUCAUGGUACGACGUGUUCUUUGGCAUAACUCCGGAAGAAGCUCCAGGAGCACCCUUUGCAAUCUAUAUCCAGCUGUCGCAGGUUCAGAUCGCCCUCUAUCGACUCACUACGUCUGAGGAUCCUGCUUGGGACAAGGAGUUUGUCCGAAAUACAGCAGACUUACUUGUACUACUGGACCAAGUCGUUGAAUUCUUCACACGGCUGGAUUCUGUCUACAAGAUGAAAACAAGUCCAGGUGAAGAAACGGUGUUUGUUAUGGGAGCUAAGAUUAUGAACAACAUUCGAAUUUCAUGGGAACCUACACUGUCACGGCACCUCAGAAAUGCAUCUUCGAUACCGACAAAUCAAGGAGCAGGUCCGCCGAUACCAACGCCUCCUCCGCCUUCAACGGCUCAGGCAUCCAUGGACAUGGUGAACAUUAAUAUGAUUGAUUUUGGUGAUGUAACUUGGAUGGGCGACGUUUUUGGGCCAUGGGAGUUUUAG
Fusarium mangiferae is the source of this 1887-nucleotide messenger RNA. RefSeq lists its product as uncharacterized. The transcript is spliced from 4 exons. Gene Ontology annotation, biological process: regulation of DNA-templated transcription. The coding region runs from base 1 to 1887 and encodes 628 amino acids. Gene Ontology annotation, molecular function: zinc ion binding; transcription cis-regulatory region binding; DNA-binding transcription factor activity, RNA polymerase II-specific. The record is from RefSeq and is a predicted model, not a curated record. Gene Ontology annotation, cellular component: nucleus. NCBI's taxonomy places the organism in Eukaryota, Fungi, Ascomycota, Sordariomycetes, Hypocreales, Nectriaceae.